Molecule: messenger RNA, 3442 nt
Organism: Onthophagus taurus
Lineage: Eukaryota; Metazoa; Arthropoda; Insecta; Coleoptera; Scarabaeidae
Gene: Lrch
Product: Leucine-rich-repeats and calponin homology domain protein
Cellular component (GO): cytoplasm
Molecular function (GO): protein binding
Source: RefSeq, a predicted model, not a curated record
ACAAACACAUUCAGUGAGUGAGUGCCAGUGAGGUAGUGUCGCCAUGCAAUAUGGCAGUGUCGACGGUUCAUUACGGAGGACACUUACAGAAUCAAUUAACUAGAUCACUGGAAAGGAUCCUCGAGGAGGCAAACCAAAGCGGCGAGUUAAAAUUGGGCAACAGAACGUUAAAGGAGUUUCCGCAGGCGGACCCCAAGUACAACUUACACGACACCGUCAUAGCAGAUCUUUCAAGAAAUCAUUUUAGUGAACUGCCAGUAAAGAUAACGGAGUUUCCAUUUUUAGAACGUUUACAGUGUUAUCACAACGCUAUUAGAUACAUACCUGACAGUAUCAGUAACCUGCAGUGUCUUACAUACUUAGAUCUAAGUAGAAAUCAAUUAACUUCUCUUCCAAGGGAGAUAUGUCUCCUACCAGUACAGAUUCUUUUAGUGGCCAACAACCAACUCUCAUGCCUUCCAGACGAAAUGUGCAAAAUGCAAAAGUUAACAGAACUGGAUGCUUCCUGCAACAGACUGACUCAUUUACCUCCGCGACUUGGAGAAUUGAAACAUUUACAAAGUUUGGAAUUGAGAAAUAAUCUCCUUCUUUGUGUUCCGUUGGAAAUUACUUAUUUGAACUUGACUCGACUGGAUCUUCGAGCAAAUAGAAUAAGUAAUUUGCCAGUUGAAAUGAGGAAUAUGACGACUGUUAUUCAUUUAAUGGUUGAUGAUAAUCCAUUAACUAGUCCUCCUGCUAGCCUGUGUAAACGUGGUAGGAUACACAUUUUCAAGUACUUAGAAAUAGAGGCCAUAAAAUUAGGACAUAAGGUUGGAUUGAAUGGUUCUGGAACGUUAGGAAGGAAACCAAGGAAGAACGCUGGCAGUGCUUCCACAUCUCCUUCUUUACAUCUUUCCCAGAGACUUAAACAAAAAAGGCAAAAUGUUGAUAGUGGUUAUAGUACGGAUUGUUAUGAUAAAAGAUGGUCUCAGGAACUUCCAGGUGAGACUGAAAGACAUUGGUCUUCUACGCCAAUACCAAACAGAACCAACGAACAUAAUGGAACACAUUCAAACAAUUCAACACCCUCAACUAUAUCACCUGGUUUGGAUAACACCUUUGAAGAUGAUGGAUCACGAGCUAACCCUUCAAUUGACGUCUGCGAUAAAAGAGACGACAGACUUAACCAAAGUGUUCGCGUUGUUCCAUACCCCGAUUCGCAAAAUCUAUCUAAUGGAAGUGAAGAAAAACCGAAAUUACAACAAAUUCAAACUUACAAGGAAUACAAAGAAGCUCUUAGACAACAAAGAGCACAAGACGUACCUUCAAUUUAUCGUACUAAAGAUUCUGAUGAUCAUAGUUACAAAACGGAACCGAACACCCCAACGCAUCACGGGUCACCAGCUCGCACUUUAGCGACAUCAAAAUCGGACCCGACUCCAUUAAACGCCCCGUUUAGUAGUAGUCCUAAACAUAUUUAUGACGAUACAGGUCCGAAAAAGCCAAUUCAAAAAGUGACACCAUCAAGAAGUUCAACUCCAGCAACAAGUUCUCCAGCACAUCAACCGCUUACUAACGGAACAAACGGCGAUACAACUCCCAACAAAAACAGUCCAACGAAAUACAUUCAAGACUACAUCAAACCUAGUUCACCAAAUUUACAAUCAACUGGAAUCCUUUCGCAUGAUAAUGUGCCAACUACAGUUUCAGUUUCAAAUGGAAAACCGAAUAGCCCAAGAGCUUUUAAUGGGGGUUAUGUAAAUGGGACGAACAAAAAUAAUUUAAACGGAAUGAAAUCGAACCGAAAUAUUACUUGGAAUCAAGAUGUACCAAAAGAUAAAAUGACGUUUACUAUGAGAAGGGAAAUCGAUAAAGCUAAGGAAGAAACUGAAUUGAUUAAUCAAUUAAGAAAUAUUAUUGAGACGAAAUUAAAAAUGGCUCUACCAGAAGAUUUAGCUCCCGUUUUAACAGAUGGAGUUGUUCUUUGUCAUUUAGCAAAUCAUAUCAAACCCAGAUCAGUUGCGAGUAUACAUGUUCCUUCUCCAGCUGUUCCCAAAUUAACGAUGGCAAGAUGUCGAAGGAACGUUGAUAAUUUUAUUGAAGCUUGUAAAAAGAUUGGAGUGGAUGAGGGGCUGCUGUGCAGUAGCGUUGAUGUAACCGAGCAGUUGAGUGGACGAGGCCUUCCGCGGUUACUGGACACCGUCGAGGCGCUCUGCCAACUGAAGGUCGACCACCCGAAGGCAUCACAAAAGCCGCCCGGGGGGCUCCACGACACCAUAGUCUCACUCUUGUUGCUUGCGACGUUCGUCAUCACUGUGGUUCUGCUUCUCGUUUUUCCUCCACCCGGAUAAAUAAAAAAAACAAAAAAAAAUGAUCAAAAAGUGAUGGUGGAGAUUAUUUAUUUAUUUUUGCAUUACAAAGUUUUUAAUGAAACAUUCCUCGGGAUAAUUUAAAUUGUUCGUUAUUGCUGCGACUUAAAAAGCAGAGAUUAAUUUUUAAUUCUUAAUUUAUUUUUCGCUGUUUAAUUAACUACUUAUUACUAUUAAACUCUAUAAUAAUAAUGAAUAAUAAACUAAAUAUAUAGCGUGUUAAUAAAAAAAUUUAACACCCUAUAUAAUUAAAAAUGUGAUGAUACAUCAAUCAGGAAAUUAAAGGCAGCUUAUUAUCGCUGUUAACUUUACAAUUAUACGCUUGUUGUAACAUAAAGCUUAGAAUGAAAAAGAAAAAGAAAGAACGUUUUGUGAUGAUCUAUUUAUUAACAUUCCAUUUUAUUAUCUUUAUCAUAUAAACGUAAAUGGCUUUAAACUAAAAAAUUUAAUAGGGUUGUUUUAUAGCUUGCGAUUCACUUUGUUAAUGCUUCGUUUACUUCUGCAGAUAAUAUAAUAAAAUGAAAGUUAUAUUAUUAUAUUUGCAAAUAUUUAAAAUAUGCACAUUUGGAAUAACGUAUAAUAAUGUUUACAAACAAUACAUUUGUGCCUAUAAGUAUACACAAACGCAACAUUAAGCUUGCAAACAUGUAACACCACAAAUUUUUAAAUUAAAAUGAAAAAUUAAUGCAGGAUAUUUCCAAUGACAACAACAGACUGAUAUUUAAAUAUUUUUGUAAUUCAUGUCUUUAUCUGCACUUUAAUCUUAGAAAAAAAAUCAAAAAAAAUUUUGUGAAUUCCAUUUAAUGUUAGAUCAGUAAUUUUUGGGCAUUAAUCAUAUCAGUAGAUAUAUUCCAGUUCGAUUUAAAUGGUAAGUUUUUUAAAAAAGCAUUCCAAAUUUUAUUCCAAUUAAUCAAAAAAAUUAUAAUAACGAUAACUUUUAAGUUAUCUUUUAGAGAGCUUAUAUUUGUAUAAAGAUUUUCGCGUUUAAUUUCUAGUCAAAAACGUUUAGUUUUUUUCUUUCCUCUUAAAUACCCCAGUAUUAUCAUUCAUACAAAGAACUUAUUUUUUUGUUUAUUUGCCAACCAAAUAGAAUU